AUCUUUUCUCUUAUCAGAUAAGCACGUGGGAAGAUGCCAACCACGUAAAUAUCACGUGUAGACAGUGGAUUAGCAGUUAGAUAUGAUAUUGCUGUCUUCGAGAGACAAGAAAAAAUCCUAGUUUUACGCCAGUCUGGAGUAGGUGUUUCUGCUCGAGAAGCGAAAGUGCUGCAGAAUGUUCGGCAUAGUUGUGUCUGUGGUGACGUUCGGUCUGAUUCUCGCCUGGACUCUGCGACUCCCUCCGCGCCUCCUCGGGGUCUACAGCCGCCCUGGCUUCUGGUACUGGCUCAAGGUCCUCGUGUUCUUCCUGCUGGUUAAACUGCGCCGCUGGCAAGGGAGCCGACACAAGGACGGCGAAGAUGCAGGCUACGGCGUCAAGUCACGAGCGUCCCCCGAGCUGAUGGACUGCGUUCAGCCGCUGUCCGACCAUCCGAAGGCCAUUGAUGCUGUUUACUUUAAUUCCGGGAGUGAAAACGGUCACUAUGUGGUGGCUGCCGCCGCCAGGAGGCCGCACGGAGUCGUGAACGGCGUGCUGUACAUUCGGAUCCCGAGCCUCGGCGUGCUGCAGCUGCCCAAAACGCCGGACACGAUGCUCUUCGGGGAAGGGAAGGAGUUUGCCGCCGAGGGCCUGCGGCUGAGCCCCGUGCGGGCCAUGCGCGAGUGGCGCAUUCAGUACGAAGGACCCAUGAAGCUGCGCGGGGAGCCCCUGUCUUCUUUCGACGUCCACCUCGAUGCCAAGUGGACGAGCGAACAGCCCUAUUUCGACUUCGACACGGACAUGGACGCCCUGGCGCUGGCGAGGAGCAUGGCGCGAGAACCCUGGUCGAAACAGUACUUCGAGGAUCUAAAAGCAGCGCACCAGACGCACUAUGAGCAGAUGGGAAAGAUUGAAGGGACCGUUGUAGUAGACGGACACGCGUAUAUUCUCCGCCUGGAUUCCAUGCGCGACCACAGCUAUGGACAUAAGAGGGAAUGGAAGCAUAUGCACAGAUAUGGGCUGCACAUGAUUACAACCGAAGAUAAGCUGCAAAUCAACGUGGGCAUUGUUUGCCAACCCAUCACAUGUUCUCAGCUGGAGUUGGGCUACGUCAGCGACGGCCGCCAAGUGUUCCCGGUGACGUCUGUGGAUCUCCCGCUGUGGCAGCACGGGGAGGGGGGCCACCCGCCCACCGACUACGCCUUCGCCUUCACUGCAGACAAUAAAGAAUACAUGGUAGAGGUUUCGGUAGUAGAUUCACCGCAGUUCUACAUCGGCUGGGAGUGGGAGAGUCGAGUGGUCGAGCGCUUCGCCACUUUCAAAGUGAACGGGCGCCGCGGGUGGGGCAUCGCCGAGUGGCAGUACCGCUACAAGGGCGGCCGCCCAUACUCGUACAGCUCUCGGGACCCCGCGUGGGCGUCGGAAAUCAUCAAAGACUAAUGGAAAACAUUCUCUUCCGAUUUAUCAUUCCAAAUAAACACCGUUAAGCUAU
Penaeus indicus is the source of this 1469-nucleotide messenger RNA. RefSeq lists its product as uncharacterized. The record is from RefSeq and is a predicted model, not a curated record. NCBI's taxonomy places the organism in Eukaryota, Metazoa, Arthropoda, Malacostraca, Decapoda, Penaeidae. Bases 176 to 1417 code for a protein of 413 amino acids. The transcript has 11 exons.